AGUCUGCGUCAAAAUGUUAAGAUUAACGUUUGUGUGCCUUUGUUUUCUCGUUCUUCAAAAUAGAACAGAAAGUUUUGGCAGUCCUUGGAAGUAUUUCGGAUCAUCAAAUGUAGAAGUGAAUUAUAAUCAAAGGCAAGAUCGUCAGUAUUUUCUCCUGAAUUUGCUCAUUCAAGUCCACAAACCUUUGCUUCACGAGGAACUCAUUACAAUGGGGAGCCAACUUAACGAUGAUCCUGACAGCUAUAAGGAAGGCACCUGGAGAUAUAUAAAAGAUUUUCGAGAGCGAGUGCAUCAGAAUCGAGUUCCGGGUCCGUUUGUCAUUUUAAAUCAGCUCGAUGAGGAAAUGCCCCUGAAUUUGUUGGGAAUCUAUCGUUUUUUGACCAUGGCUGUGGAUUGGACAUCCUUCCAGCGAAAUGCUUGCUUUGCCAGGAUACACUUUCAUCCUCUGCUAUUUGUAAACGCCCUUCAAAUGGCAGUGGAGGAAAGGGAGGACACCAAAGACCUUCGGAUGCCAGCCAUGUAUGAGGUGCUGCCUCAGCUGUAUUUCGAAAAGGAGGUAAUCCUGACGGCACAGGAAGUGACUUGGAACCAAUUGAGCCCCAUUAGGUUGGUGACACCGAAACGAAGAUGGAUUGAUAUCCUUUUGGGAUAUCGAAACCCCAAGCAACCUUGGAUGGAAGAGGAACCUAUUCCAACCGAUCCUCUGAUCAUUGAUAAUGCACGAAAAGUGGCUUAUCUGAGCCUAGACUUGGAACUGAACUCACACUGGAACAGUCUGAUAACUCGUCUGAUUAUUUCCAUUGAAGAAGGAAAGGAAAAGACGAAUGAACCUAUUAUUAUAGAUGGCGAUCGGCUGGUAGCAUUUCGUGGUUCCUUCGAUGAAGUCAACUUUAAAAAACAUUUGGCGUUGGGAUCUCAUUUUCAUAACACGAAAUUAUAUUUAUACAAUCUGCAUCAGUUUGUGGCUGCUUUGUCUAUGGAAGAUUUGGCAACAGGGCAAAAAUCUACGGAACUUAUCUAUCCGCCGCUGAUGACAACCGGUGGUGUACCCUACAAAGGAACAUCCUUGAAUAUCGAAGCUGUCAGAGGUAUCAUAGACUUGACAAUAGAUGGCCUAAAGGAUAAAAUCGAAAUGGCUGUAAAACAUAAUAACCAUGCUAUGGAUAAUUUAUCUAUAGCGGGUGGAAUAAUAGGUAAUAACUACCUUCAUAUAUGUCGCCAAUUAAACCUGGCUGUCAAUGGACAGGGAAUAAAUCAACCUAGUAUGUUGGGCUCGGCUACGUCCAAUCUUAGAGAUCCCAUCUACCGCUCGCUCUUAUUUCGGAUAUAUGAUUUGCUGAAGAGUUACGAAAAUGAGAAUAUAUUUCCAGAUGUAGGAGGUAGAGAGACCCCAAAAAUAGUUGAUAUUCAAGUUAGUCGCCUGGUGACCUUCGAAGAAACCAUGACCACGGAUCUCAUCAAUCUAAUUGACCAGCAACUGCUUUUGUCACAUCGCAAUAAUUUACAAUUCCUGCGUCGUAAUCUUGUGGCAAGACAACAUCGUCUUAAUCAUGAUCCAUUUAGUAUUGGCCUGGAUAUAGUUGCUCCAGAGAACCUGGUCGUUGAGGCGAGGAUGUAUUUAAGUCUACCGAAUCAAUUGAGACUGCGUUUACAUCUGGAUAGCUUUAAGUGUUCCCUAAAAAGGGGCUUAAAUCACUUCGAACGCCAAUUCCCAACAGCCAUUUCCAAACCCACUCUAAGUGAGCUUUAUGAGGCCGACUACGCAUCAACAGAUGUGACCACUUCCAACCGAUUCCCGCCACAUCUUCAGUUACCGAGGGGAACUGGAGACGGACUCAAAUUGCAAUUACUCGUAGAACUUAGCGAAUGGAAUGGCCUGGAGUCGCAUUUCGAUGGGGCGUCUGUCACGGUCCUGGCCAAAACCCUGAAGGAUGUGAUAAUCUUUCAUAACCAGGCCUAAAACUAUUAUGCGAUAAUGUAUGCUAAGUGCCUAAACUUCUUAAUUGAAUGCUCGCUAGUUGAAACACAUGCGUUUCAAUGGGGGAAUGGGUUCCAUAUCAAUAUUGUUUUCAAAGCACGCACACAAACGGAAUUAAAGUGGUGGGCCUGAAAAUUUCAUUUUGUCUUAAAUGUUAAUUUAAAUUCGAAUUUCUCAAGGAAUAUACAUUUUAAUUUUUGGUAUAAUAAUAAACGAAAUGAUACUAAAAAAGCUAAUCAAUUAGUUAUUGAUCACCAUGUAUUUUAUUAUUCCAAUUCCAUAAAUCGAAGUUCGAUUACUUCAUUAAGAGGUAAUAUAUAUAUUUAACUUUCCUACUUCGUCACAGAUAAUUUUCUUGGCAAACACAAGCACACAGAUUUUUAGUAUCCUUUCUGUGGAAAAUCAAAUAAAUGACUGACAAAAUGGAACACAAAAUGGAAUGGGAAUCCUGCCGCCCCAAAACACAAACUUGAAAACGAAGGAAAACGGUUUAUUAUACGAAUGCGAUGACAACAAAAAGGCAUAAUAGUAAAAUUAAAUGUGUCUAUUAUGCCAGGCCAAUACAAUGCAUACAUAAAACCACACUCAAACCUAGCAAAACCGAGAGCUAUACAAUCUCAAAUACACUAAGAAAAAUUGCAAUGCAAAAUAAACUAGUUUUAUUUAAAUGUUAAGCGUUCUUUAGCAUAUCAAAGGAACUCAUACUGAAAAUCUCGAAUGACAGAACUCU
Molecule: messenger RNA, 2708 nt
Organism: Drosophila melanogaster (fruit fly)
Lineage: Eukaryota; Metazoa; Arthropoda; Insecta; Diptera; Drosophilidae
Exons: 2
Coding region: 14-1960 (648 amino acids)
Biological process (GO): energy homeostasis
Cellular component (GO): extracellular region
Molecular function (GO): nutrient reservoir activity
Source: RefSeq, marked reviewed